This is a messenger RNA of Nerophis lumbriciformis (worm pipefish), 1386 nucleotides long. The record is from RefSeq and is a predicted model, not a curated record. NCBI's taxonomy places the organism in Eukaryota, Metazoa, Chordata, Actinopteri, Syngnathiformes, Syngnathidae.
AUGUUGCACUGGAGGCUCCUUCUGGCAGUGGGUGUGUGGUCGAUGUGUGUAUGUCUGACUUUGACCUAUGAGGAUGAUAUUGAAGUUAACUACGCUGACACGUACUACAACGAAAUAAUGGAGGAAGAAACACCAGAACCCACACCGAGUGUUACCCCCUGUAGUUCUCCAGAUCUCACAAAGUGGGACAAAAUCUUUUCAAUGCUGGAGAAUAGCCAGAUGAGGGAGAACAUGCUUCUUCAGUAUGCUGAUGACAUAGUCAAAGUGGAGAUGGGGUCUCUGCGUGGGGAAAUACUCAGGUUUGUGGCCCAGUAUGGUGGUUCAUGUGGGGCUGCAGUGGAGACGGCAGGAAGAAGGAUGGCCUUGCAGCUGGAAGGAAGACUAAGGGAAUCCCUUGAACGACUAAAAUUUGGAGAUUACUCCAUUACUGGUGGUAAUUCUGUUGGGAAUUCAAACAUAGAGGCCAUGCUACAACAGCUUCUCACUGCCACACGAAACCAAGCGGCCCGACUAGCCAAGCUGGAAACCACUUGCUUCAGCAACACAGCAGGUGUGAAAGCAGCAUUUCAGCUUUUACAGGGUCGAAGGGGAGGCCACAUAGAGCAGGAGGUCACGUCACACGAGGUAGCUUUGGAGGGGGCCUUGGCUGUGUUGCAGCAGACACGAAUGGAGCUCCAGGAGGUGUUGAGUUCAUUCCAGUACAGACACCUGCCUGCAGGUAAUGAGAUGGCAAUCCUCUUUCCCAUGCGUUCCCGCCGCAUCUACACUUCUGUGAUACCAGAUGUCCCCCUUUCACUGUCCUCCUUCACCGUCUGUUUGUGGGUAAAGCCAGUGAAAGUCUCCAACAAAACAGUUCUCUUCUCUUACGGCAACCGCCGCAACCCCUACGAAAUCCAGCUCUUGCUCAGCCACACCUCAGCCCUGUUCACCAUAGGCGGAGAGGCUCACCUGGUAGAAGCACGUGGUGUGGUCAAUCCAAAAAUUCCACCAGAAUGGCUCCACCUAUGUGGGUCUUGGUCCUCUGAGCAGGGUCUGGCAUCCUUGUGGGUAGGUGGGAAAAAGGUUGCUUCCACACCUGGUGUGGCAGAGGGUCACAUCCUGCCAGAUGGAGGUUCACUCCAGCUGGGACAAGAAAGAAAUGGUUGCUGUCCUCUGACCCCGAGCAGCAGCGGAAACGGGAUGUCAGGGUUUGAAGCAGGGUUUGAUCCAAAGUUGGCAUUCACAGGGACAAUGACAGGAGUAAACAUGUGGGACAAAGUACUACCGGAGGAGAAGAUUUCUCAGCUAGCUUUGAAAGAAGGUCACAGCUCAGAGCAAUGGGGAAACAUAGUGGCGUGGGGUGUGACGGAGAUGGUGCCACAUGGAGGCGCUCAAUUUAUCGAUUAA